GUCGUCUGUAGACGUCCCAUUCAACUCAAGUUCUGCCAAAAGUUUCAAACGGUUUCAACUUUUCACCGGUUAUAAACAGUUUUCUCAAUCAAUCGAAAUAAUUUUAUUGAUUAAUAAUCGUGUAGAAAUUUUACGCGAAAAUCUUUCAAAAUGUCAUCUGAAGGCUCUCUGUGUUACAACAGAGGAUGCGGAAAAAGAUUUAAUCCAGAUCAAAAUGGCGAUGAUACUUGCAUUCAUCAUCCUGGAGCUCCAUUUUUCCAUGAUGCUUACAAAGGGUGGUCUUGUUGUAAGAAAAAAUGCACAGAUUUUACAGAAUUCCUCAACAUAAAAGGGUGUUCAACAUCAGCCCAUAAUGGGGAGAAGCCUGUAGAGCCAGAAAAACCAGAAGUUGAUAAAUCUAAAGCAAGUGAAGUAAUUGAAUAUAAAGCUCCUGAACCAAUAAAGCCAUCAUCAUUGCUGAGGCCUCCUUUUGAAUCCCCUCUAAUCAAACUGAAAUACUCGAUUAGUGCUAGUCUUCAACAAGAAUUGGAAAAAGUUAAAGCCACUGACAACUCAAGUCAAAUAGUAGAAAAUAACUUUACGUCCGAUGGAAUUAGAGUUGGCGCAUCUUGCAAGAAUGGAGGUUGUAAGCAGACGUAUGUGAAUGAGUCUAGUAACGAUUCAACAUGUACGUAUCACGCUGGCGUACCCAUCUUUCAUGAAGGACUCAAGUACUGGACGUGUUGCACUAGACGAACCAGCGAUUUUCAAGCAUUUUUAGACCAAGAAGGUUGUUCAACUGGAACACACGUCUGGAAAACUGAAAAAGAGGAGCAAAUCAAGAAAUCAGUUCAAUGUCGGCAAGAUUGGAUGCAAACUGGAACACACGUAAUUGUCAACAUUUACUGCAAAAAACCCGAUCCUACCAACGAAUCCUUGACUUAUGUUGAGGUGAAUCCAAUCCGUUUACGUGUCAGAAUCAAUCUUCUUGCUGGCGGACCUUCCUAUAACUCUGACAUUGAAUUGCGCGGAAUUAUCGAUACUGUGAACAGUAGUGUUACAUAUACACCGAACAAAGUUGAAAUCAAACUCAAGAAAGCUGAACCCAUGUCGUGGAAUAAAUUGGAUAUACCUCGUCAAGUACCAGUGAAAGCAGUGGUAGAAGAUGAGAAAAAGAAACAAGAAACCGAAGAAAAUCUGCCCAAAGUCGAUGUGUUGGAUCUAAGUGAUCUCUGAUCAAUUAUCAAGCAGGCUUGCGUUUAUAAACUUUUUAAGUUCAAACGGAAAAUUUGGCCAAACCAAUGCCCGCUUCAAUGAGGUUGCUCACCUCAUCAUACUACAUGUUAAACAAUCCAGCAUAAUGAAACAAUACAAUGCUGAUUUAAAACAAA
This is a messenger RNA of Daphnia pulicaria, 1370 nucleotides long. RefSeq names its product cysteine and histidine-rich domain-containing protein 1-like (gene mora). NCBI's taxonomy places the organism in Eukaryota, Metazoa, Arthropoda, Branchiopoda, Diplostraca, Daphniidae. The record is from RefSeq and is a predicted model, not a curated record. The coding region runs from base 151 to 1215 and encodes 354 amino acids. The transcript has 7 exons.